This is a messenger RNA of Soboliphyme baturini, 1628 nucleotides long. The record is from the annotation of a GenBank genome assembly. Lineage: Eukaryota; Metazoa; Nematoda; Enoplea; Dioctophymatida; Soboliphymatidae.
AUGCCGCUGCCGGAGUCGUUAAUGACGGUGGUAGAAGAUUUCGUGUUGUGUUCGAAAGUUAACCGAUUUCUGGACAGCGAGCCGCGACCGUUCCGUCGUACCUUCGCUGAUGUGAGGGAGCGGUGUAUGAGCCUCAAAGGCAUGCUGUCGCUUGUGGAACUACACUACCGAUCGUUCGGCUACGAGUUCUGUAAGGAAAACUUUCUUUUGGACGACAGGUGGGCGCGACUCUACGACCAAAUGGGCGACGAUGUGCUCGUCCACGUUCUGAUCACUUUCUGCGUAUUUGCUCGUGUCGGUGGCGAGACGUUCGUACAGCUGUCCGGUAAGCCGUUCAGGUACCAGCGGAUCAUCACUGAAAGCCUUCGUGACGGUAGGAUCCGACCGGUCUCCACCGGUGACAUCAAGGCGACUAGGCUGAUGUACUGUGAAGCCACCGCCGAAAAGCUGUACAUGUACAAUCCGGCAUUGUAUGGUGUGAAACAAGGGGACCCGGCCAGUGUCGAGCCUCUCGAAGCGGAGAUAUUCGGAAGAAGGCUUAGAAUCGAUCUGCCUCCAAGGGCCUAUGAACUUCUGACAGAAGCGCUGAUGGACUCUGCCCGAAGCGGCGACCCCACUCACAUGACUUUGCAAGAAGCAUCAAACGCCGCCUCUCCUCAUUCGUAUGUCCUUAGGACACUACAUAAAGUCUUCCGCUACCUCAUCUCGGCUAAGCUCACUGGCGAGUACAAUAGGCAGACCUUGUCCUAUCGUUUGGCCAGUCGCUUUGUUACUAUCGGACACUUCGACGUAAUCAAGGUAUCAUCAUGUUUGAAACGAUUUAUUUUUCGGCACGUCCUGCGUUUCGGACCAAAGCUGUUCCUUCAGCGUAGGGGCAUAGCGCAGGGUUCGGCGAUCAGCUACUUUCUGUCUGAUCUGUAUUUGGAGAAGAUGACUGAGCAGUGCAUGGAUUUCGUCGAGAUCAGCGAUCUAUUCAUCCGGUCUGCAGACGACAUGUUCUACGUAACGUCUUCUGCCAGCCGAUGUCAGCGCUAUUUGCAGAUGGUGAUCGACGGCGUUCCAGAAUUUGGCUGUCAGUUCAACGUCGAUAAGACGGCAACGAAUUGUUUAGCAACGGACAAGGCUCUGGAACGAGGCGACAAAAUAGCCUUGCGCAAUGUACAGACUUUCUCUUGGUUCGGGUUGACUUUCGACGUGAAUUCCUUUGAAGUGACCGUGGCGGACGAGGCACUGCUCAGCUGCAGUUUUCCGCCUGUCAGUCAUUCCUCGGUACCUCAGCAGAUGAUUCUGCAAAAAUUUCCGGUAGCCGUUUUGUCUCGCUUCCCGGCGAUUUGCUUUGACCCAACGUUAAAUGACGUGAAGCGUCUCAGUGCCAAUUUCAAACGUCUGGCCAUUUACACAGUUGUCUACGUGAGCUACGUGAAAAGGCGAGUCGGACAUCGACUGACGCUGGAUGCUGACUUUCUGGCAUCCUUGACCUCAUAUAUCGUCAAAUCCUUCUAUAAACACAGGUAUCCUAGAAACUCAAGGCUGUUGUCUAGCCGGUCAUUGAAUGCUACUGCACUUUCCCAUGGGUACCUGAAGAACGUUCUGCGGUCUGUUUUGAAAAUUCGUUUUCAUCCUUAACU